Molecule: messenger RNA, 3098 nt
Organism: Tribolium castaneum (red flour beetle)
Lineage: Eukaryota; Metazoa; Arthropoda; Insecta; Coleoptera; Tenebrionidae
Product: insulin-like growth factor-binding protein complex acid labile subunit
Exons: 6
Coding region: 442-2004 (520 amino acids)
Cellular component (GO): extracellular matrix
Molecular function (GO): protein binding
Source: RefSeq, a predicted model, not a curated record
UCAGCUGCUUACAAGAGGCUCAGGCCUCCUGGUCAGUUCGUAGUCCUUCGCAUGACGUAAACAAAGCGAUUUUUCACGACCUUUCCCUGGCUUCAAGCGAGAUUUGCCGCAGUUUGAGAAAUGUUCAAGUACUUGAAGUUUUAACAUAUUGACCCCAAACACGUGCUAACUCUAAUCCGCAAACUUUGCGAAGCACUCACUGGCCACUCACACACUAUUAAUUGAGACUCUGUGGACUAAUAUGUGGAGUGCAUCAAACUUUUUACAAACUGUUGAAUGCUUUUAAAGUUUUAAUCCCCGGAAGCCGCCUAUGUUGAGGGUCCAACAAUUGACACACUAAAGAUCGAGGACAGUGGACCAGUGGAAGGAAUCCUUCCAGUAUCCUGCUUCAGUUCCAGAAACUAGGUCCGGGAAUGAUUCAGCCCUGAAAACGGCGCAAAUAUGAGUUUCCACCGCCUGAGGUCAUCAGCGAUGCGGAGCAUAAACUUGGAUAAAAUGCUGCUGUUUUUUCCCCUCCUGCUACUCAUAACACCAAUCAAUGGCAUGAGCGGCGUCGGUUGUCCCAUGGGAUGCGUCUGCAACGACGAAACAUACGUGGUUCUGUGCGAAAGAAACAAACUAGACGUGCUACCAAUCACCCUGAAUCCAGCCAUUCAAAGACUUGUGUUAAGGAACAAUAAAAUUAAAACAGUGGAUGCCGCGUUCCAGUUUUACAAAGACUUGCAAUACGUCGAUUUAUCAAACAAUCACUUGGUGAACAUUCCGACCAAGAGCUUUAUUUAUCAAGAGAAGCUGCAGGAACUUCACUUGAACAAAAACAAAUUGUCGUCGAUUAAUAACAAGACGUUUCAAGGCCUGAAAUCGUUGACGGUUUUGAACUUGCGGGAAAACUUCCUGGAGGAGUUACCACAAGGUUUGUUCUCAAUUAUGCCCAAACUGGAGGAACUCAAUCUUGGCCAGAACCGCAUCUCGAAGAUUGAUCCUCUGGCCUUUGACGGGCUGACGGCACUAAGAGUACUCUACCUGGACGAUAAUGCCUUAAGCUCGGUACCCACUUCGUCGUUUAGUGUCCUGGGGAGUUUAGCUGAGCUACAUGUGGGGCUAAAUGCCUUUUCGUCGCUCCCUGAUGAUGCGUUCAAGGGACUUGGCAAAUUGUCAGUGCUUGAUUUGAGCAGUGCUGGGCUUUCGAAUAUGAGCAACAAUGCCUUCCGUGGCUUAACUGGACUGAGGAGUUUAAAUUUGGUUGAUAAUAAACUCCAACGUAUUCCGACUGCUCAGUUGAGUCAUUUGUCGAGGUUAGAAGAGUUAAGUAUUGGUCAGAAUGAGUUUACUACGGUGGAAAAGAACUCGUUUAAGGGUUUGAGCAACUUGCGGAAGUUGGAUAUAACUGGUGCUCCGAAUUUGCAAAAAGUUGAGAAAGGUGCUUUUAGUGAUAACCUGAACUUAGAAUUUAUCGUGUUAGCCAGUAAUAAGAAGCUAGAAGAGUUGGAAGAAGGUGCACUUGUUGGUUUACCCAACUUGAAACACCUGGUCCUGAAGGACAAUUCCUUCAAGGCUCUUUCGGAGUCAAUGGUGUCUUGGAACGAGUUGAGGUCGCUGGAGAUGACCGACAACCCUAUAGUUUGCGACUGCCAUUUGCUCUGGUUGAGCAAUUUAAUCUCGAUGAAGAACUUGAGCAACGUUCAGUGUUCGAUGCCUUUGGCGCUGCGCGAGCGCCCGCUGCGGACUCUGAGUCCGGACGACUUGGGGUGUUCGUUUCGAGACCCCCGGCAGCAGGCCAUCCUGGUGACGUUGUGCGUGAGUGCGGUGGUGCUGUUGGGGGGCCUGGGGCUGUUCCUGUUCCGGUACCGGCAGCGCGUGCGCGAGGCCCUGAAGGACUACAAGUGGAACAAGCGGGCCAUCAGCCGGAAGGAGCACGAGUACCAGAAGACCUUCUCCGACGAUGACUACAUCGUGCGCUCGGCCCAGCAGGGCAUCAAGCCGAUCCCGGUGACGGAGUUGUAGCUAGAGCUGAGCGCGCCGCCCUCUGGGGUCUUCUGUUUGGACGGCGAGGGCAGGCGUGCGAGGGCCCCCCGGGGGCCGGGGGGCACUCUCCCCGUCACGGGCUUCACCUACAUCACCGGCGAUUCGUGCAGAGCGCACUCGCUGAGGGCGCUCAACGCGGACAGGAACGGAUUUCCGCGCUGUCACAGAGACGUCUACCAGCAUUAGCCGGGACGUGGGCUACACUUUGCAGCAAUAAAUGAAUCCAUUCCAAAAUGUGAUUAAAUAGACUGUAUAGUAGGGCUAAGUAUAUUUUUCUCGAUGUCUGACGUUCUAGGCCUGUGCGAGCAGGAGGACUUUUAGAGUGACAUACAAAUCAAUUAAGGGUUGCGUACCGAUUGUCGUGUUCAAUAUUUGUAUGUCUAUCCAUUACAUUAUGCAUUAUCCCAGUGUCUGGACACUGAACUAUGAUGAUACGAACAGAGUGAUGUUUAUCAUAUUUGUAAGAAAAGAUGUGAUAUUUGAUGACUGCAAACGUUUAGAUGCCAGUUAGGUGUACAUAGGGGACUUGGUGGUAGUUAUUUUUGUUUCAAGCGUUUUCUGAUUGUGUUCAAGUCACUUCUCGAUUGGGUUUAGAUGUUGCGGUCAUAAAUACCACUUCCAAUAAGAGAUUUGAUAUUUUCAAUAUACUUGAAAAUAUUUAAGUCGGUGUACAUACAUGUAACAUGCAAUAUUUCUAUAUAUUUUGUAUAUAUUCUAAAUUUUAGACUGUAGAAGAGUAUUUAUUAAUUUUUUAUUGUGUGAUCGACUAUACAGAUAAGAAAUAUUGCAUUCCAAGAGCUGAGUGAUUGUGACCGUUUACGCCAAUAGGAUUUCUUUCCAACACGUUCCCAAACGUAACAUUUCCCGUUUUUUUCUCAAGUGGUCUAGUGCUGAACACAAUUGAUGAACUAGUCAUAGUUAAAUUAUUAUACCUAGAAAGAGUGAAUGUUUUUGUAAUUUUUGUGUGUAAAAACAAAGUGCAUUUUAUAUUGUAAAUAAACAUAGUGUUUUGUACAUAUGACUUUAACCUUAACUAUCAAUAUUUACAAUAAAUAAACUAUUUCAGAUCUUUA